This is a messenger RNA of Homalodisca vitripennis (glassy-winged sharpshooter), 2386 nucleotides long. RefSeq names its product facilitated trehalose transporter Tret1-like. Gene Ontology annotation, molecular function: transmembrane transporter activity. Lineage: Eukaryota; Metazoa; Arthropoda; Insecta; Hemiptera; Cicadellidae. The record is from RefSeq and is a predicted model, not a curated record. Bases 72 to 1547 code for a protein of 491 amino acids. Gene Ontology annotation, cellular component: membrane. The transcript has 4 exons. Gene Ontology annotation, biological process: transmembrane transport.
UUGUAGGCGGCAGUGUCGGAGAGACCAGCGCGGCGUCCAGUCUGGUGCCAGUGGUAGUCCCUACAGACAACAUGCAGUACAUGAGCAUAACGUUUUUCAAACAGCUGCUGCUGACCAUGACGGCGUCGCUGGGUUACCUCACGAUCGGUCUCAUCAGAGGAUGGUCCUCGCCUGGUAUACCCUCCAUGCAAGCCAGGAGUCAGUACCUCAUCCCUGACCACUCAGCCGUCUCCUGGGUCUCUGCUGUCCCGCCACUCGGAGCAUUCUGCGGCAGUCUCUUGACAGGUCCUUUCUUGCAGAAGUUCGGUAGGAAGAAGACGCUAAUGAUGGCUGCUCCGAUCUUCACCAUAUCCUGGGUCAUCAUCGGCACUGCCGUCAACACUUCCAUGUUGGUCAUCGGCAGACUGAUCACCGGAAUUUGUGCCGGCAUCGUUACACCGUCCGCUCAAGUUUACGUGAGCGAAUGCGCACACCCGGAGAUCCGCGGUAUCCUGGGGUCUCUGCCGGCACUGUUCAUGGCGCUCGGGGUGCUCAUCUCUUACCUCGUAGGAACAUUUCUCCCCUGGGACUACCUGGCCCUGGUCUCGGCUCUGUUCCCGGCCUCGAUGCUCGUCCUCCUGAUUCCGCUGCCGGAGUCGCCCAGCUGGCUCAAGUCGGUCGGUCGCAAAGAUGACGCGGCCAAGUCCUCCAAGUGGCUCCACCACGACGACAAGGUCGUGACAGUGGAGUUGUCCACGAUCCCGACCAGCAACGGCGACGCCGAGGCGCCAACAUCCAUCGCAGAAGUUGAAAAGAAACCAGAAGCCACUAUGAAUUCUAAAAAGGAUGUCGUUAAAGGAGCAUAUUCUCCAGAAGCACUGUUUCGAAGACCGGUGAUUAUUCCGUUUUAUUUAGUCGUCUGCAUUCUCGUUUUCCAACAAGUCAGCGGGAUCGAUACGAUCUUAUUUUACACUGUCAGUAUUUUUCAAGCUAGUGGUAGUUCAGUCAAUGAUUACUUGGCAACGAUUCUAGUGGGGUUAGUUCAAGUGAUAGCGACAUUUAUAUCUCUGUUCGUCAUCGACCGGUACGGUAGAAAACCGCUCCUGGUCUUCUCCGGUGUGUUCAUGGCAAUCUCCAUGGCGGCUUUGGGCUACUACUUCUACGCCCACGACAGAGAGCUCCCCAUAGCACAAUCUUUGGGAUUGCUCCCUGUGGCCAGUCUCAUGGUAUUUAUAGCAGCGUUUGCCCUGGGAUACUGCAAUGUUCCGUUCCUUCUGAUGGGAGAACUGCUGCCUGUCGCUCAGAGAAGUAUUCUCAGUUCUGUAGCCAGCGCUUUCAAUCUGGGCGCAAUGUUUGUUGUUAUAAAGUCCUACCACGAUAUAAAAGAUUGGAUAGGGGCAGAAGGAGUAUUUUGGGGAUAUUCUGUGCUUUGUGUUACGAGUUGUGUGUUUGUUAUAACCUUACUGCCAGAGACCAAAGGAAAAUCAUUAGAGGACAUUGAAAAGUACUUUGAAAGGAAGGCAGAAAAGAUUCUUGAGAGGAAAAGGAUGAACAAAGGAAUGCCUUAACGCCAUUAGCCGUUUUAGCAACUAAUGUUUGAGGUAGUGGUUUGGACAAUACUCCUUAUACAGUUCCUAAAGUGAUACAAGCUGUACAUUUGAAUUAUUAUUUUGUACAUAAUCAUUUAUUUAUUUUAUUUGAAAUGUAUGGAAACAUAAGAUGAGGUUUAUGCCAGGAGGUGUCAACAGAAGCCUGCACUAUUGGACGGUAGCUCGAAUUGUAUUACACCCCUUCGUGAAGAAAGGAUAAAAAACCCGUCCAAGAUUGAAAAGAUCUGUAAAUAAAAUAUGACGGCUGUGAAAAUGUAAACAUUUAAAUUAAGUACCUUUUUAGAUUGAUCGUAAUAUAUUUUUCUGCAAACAAGAUGUCCUCGUUAAAAAAAAAAAACAAAAAUGUAAACUAAAUAUAAAUAUACAUAAAGAAAGUUAAAAGCAAUUCGAUAACUUUAGGUAAAUUUAAUUAGUUCACGAUAUAUUAAGGUUUAGUUUUUUCAACGACAAAAUAAGACUUAGUAAUGCAUUUAGGAGUCUGUGUCGAGUCAAUUUAAUACAGCUGUAAGAGAUUUGACUUUAUAUUUAUAUAUACAUUAGGGCUAUUUAUAAUAAUAUUCAAGUACAAAUAUAUAGAAAUAAUGAUAUUAAAUGAGUUUUGUAAAAGUGUUUCUUAGAGCUAAAUAGUUCAUAACAUGGUAACAAAACGAGUUUAUUUAAAGUACUGCUCUUAUUACCAAAGCACGUCUCAAAAACUAUAAGGCAAACAAUACAGUAUAUUAGUUGUUUAUUGUUGUUUUGAACUGAAAAUUAUACUUUGGUUCUUUAAUUGUUGAAAAUAAACCUUUUUAAAUAAA